Molecule: messenger RNA, 849 nt
Organism: Penicillium argentinense
Lineage: Eukaryota; Fungi; Ascomycota; Eurotiomycetes; Eurotiales; Aspergillaceae
Exons: 2
Coding region: 1-849 (282 amino acids)
Source: RefSeq, a predicted model, not a curated record
AUGGAGCCCUCGCCAACAGUGCCGGUAGGGCCGGGGAUUUCAGUGCUGAAGCUGACGCUGGUGGACCAGGAGGGAGAAGAACCAGUGCCGGAGCCACCGUCUACACCUCCAGAGACCGAAGAGCCGCCUGAACCAGAUCCGGAACCGCUAGCACCAGUGGAGCCGCUGCCAGAAGCGCCAGCGCCAGCAGAGCCCGAGUCGGAACCUUCGCCCGAGGCGCCAGCACCGGAGGAGGCUGCGCCAGAAGAACUCGCGCCGGCAGACCCAUACCAGAGGCACCGGCACCGAGAGAGCCAGCACCGGAAGCAUCACCAGAAGCGCUACCAGAGCCACCAAGAUCAGCACCACCGGAGGCACCACCGGAGGCACCUGCGCCGAAAGAACCAGUGCCGGAAACACCGCCAGAAGCGCUACCAGAGCCGCCGAGGCCAGCGCUUCCGCCAAGACCAGCGCUGCCUGAUCCACCAAGGCCGGCAGAUCCAGAUCCAGAAGCACCAGCAGAUCCGGUACCAGAGGCACUGCCGGAAGCACUGCCAGAGCCACCGAGACCAGCGCUACCAGAACCACCAAGGCCAAGGCCACCACCAAGACCACCGCUCAGACCACCGGAGCCGGAACCACCAGCAGAGCCUGAGCCAUAAGCACCGGCAGCUCCAGUACCAGAUGCACCUGCUCCGCCAGUGGCAGUACCAGAUCCUCCGAGACCACCGCUGCCAGAGCCGCCGAGGCCAAGACCAAGACUACCACCAAGGUCGCCGCUUCCAAAGCCACCGAGGCCGAGGCCACCAGAGCCACCACCAGAGCCAGAGCCAGAAGCACCUGCAGAGCCAGUGGCAGACGCUCCACUAG